AUGAGAGCCGACGGUAAACCGAACGGUAUUGUUGAAUCGCCCUAUGACAGCAAUCUGGCCUCUUGCUUCGACGAUGUCAUCCUGAUACCGCUAGCAACUUGGGUGUUUCUACCGCUUUCCGUCAUCGCCUUUGCCAGCGUACUCGCUUCUUCCUCCACGAGGAGCACGUCUGGUGUGUCCACUCGGAGCAAGCUGCCGCGAUGGGCAGCAAUACUAUACGCUGUGCUAGUGGUUGCGCUGCUUGCGAUGGAAAUCCUAGAGAUCACUCGCUUAUCGCUCUCAAACAACGGUGUGGGGCUCCUGCCGUUCUCGCUCGUUGGCGUCUUGAUCGCAUUCGUUCUCGUUGUGCUAUUGCACGUCCGCAAAGCAGAUAUCGCGGCGAACAAGAGGAGGACAGCUUCGACCAUACUGGCGCUGUAUUGGAUCCUUUCGCUUGCAUUCAAUGCCGUCAAGCUAGCCGAGUACUCUCACAUCAGCAGAUUUGACCCGGGCAACACCAAGUAUCCCACAAGUGAUCACGUGGUUGACGGUUCCGUCAUUGUCGCACUCCUCGGUAUCUUCAUGAUCAUCGAAGCACUCCUCGUCGUGCUCGGCGGCAGACAAGACCACGAUGUCGUCACAAAUGAUGUCGAUAGCGAAAAGCCACUACAUUGA
This is a messenger RNA of Mixia osmundae IAM 14324, 654 nucleotides long. RefSeq lists its product as uncharacterized. NCBI's taxonomy places the organism in Eukaryota, Fungi, Basidiomycota, Mixiomycetes, Mixiales, Mixiaceae. The record is from RefSeq and is a predicted model, not a curated record. The coding region runs from base 1 to 654 and encodes 217 amino acids. The transcript is spliced from 3 exons.